AUGCAGGAUGGUGGUGCCGGAGUGUGGCUUCAUGGCUACAACGAGAAGAACGAGCGUAACGCUGAGCCCACCAAGGAGGUGUUUGACGUUGAGCUUGGUCUCCGCUUCCUCGGCACUCAAGACGAGCUUGAAGGUUUUCGCGAGCGCCAGCGCAUCAUCAACAAGUCCAAGUCUGACGGCAUCUACGUGGCGCCGCCGGAACAGGAGCGCGGGGUUGAGGACCCCAUGCUUGUGGACUCGCGCGCGAGUGCUGCUUCCGGACUUGCCGUUAGUCUUGAGGGAGGAGGGAGUGGUUUGCAUCGUGACGUGCUUGGUGUACCAGGGACAGAGCUUGUGCUCCCACCUGAACCCACUUACAACUCUGCUGCUGCCCAGCAGGCUAAGAAGGACAAGAAGAAGCGGGCCAAGCAGAACCAGGGAGCUGCAGCACC
Klebsormidium nitens is the source of this 431-nucleotide messenger RNA. Lineage: Eukaryota; Viridiplantae; Streptophyta; Klebsormidiophyceae; Klebsormidiales; Klebsormidiaceae. The record is from the annotation of a GenBank genome assembly.